GCGCAGCUGCCGGCACUAAACUCAGGGCUCGAGGGUUGAUGAGCUUCUCUUGUGAACCGUUUCCCUACGGCAAGGGAGUGGAGGGCGACCCUCUUCGGGCUGCGUGCUUGUGAUAGGAAAGCUGUAGGCCAGAAGGACCAUAGUAAAGGAAGUCUGGGGACCGGUAGCUCUGCCCUCAGGCGUCACUAACCCAAAGUCGCGUCUGGUCCCAGGCUGUGGAGAUGGGGGUGCCAGAGAAAUAGAUGAUGCCCAAGCUCUUGAAGAACCUAUAUCUAGAUGACAGGCAGUCCUCAUCCUCCUGGCCCCAAAUUUCUGCUGCUUCAGGGACAUCUGGAACUGGGGUCAGGGCUUAGGAGAAGUAACAGCUGGACAUGCUGCCCAUGCAUCUCUCAGAAAUCUCCCUUACAGACAAUAGGUGAAGAACAAACCCAGAAUCCCUACACUGAACUGCUUGUACUGAAAGCUCAUCAUGAUAUUGUACGGUUUCUGGUACAGUUAGAUGAAUACAGGUUUGCAUCUGCUGGUGAUGAUGGAAUUGUAGUUGUGUGGAAUGCCCAGACAGGAGAAAAACUUCUGGAACUUAAUGGGCACACUCAGAAGAUAACAGCCAUUAUUACAUUUCCUUCCUUGGAAGUUUGUGAAGAAAAGACUCAACUGAUCUUGACAGCCUCUGCUGAUAGAACAGUUAUUGUAUGGGAUUGUGAUACUGGCAGACAAGUUCAGAAAGUAUCAUGCUUCCAGUCUACUGUAAAGUGCUUAAUUGUUCUUCAGAGACUAGAUAUUUGGCUCUCUGGUGGGAAUGACCUAUGUGUGUGGAACCGAAAGUUAGAUCUCCUAUGUAAGACCAGCCACCUUUCUGAUACAGGGAUCAGUGCUUUGAUUGAAAUACCUAAGAACUGUGUUGUGGCAGCAGUUGGCAAAGAACUGAUAAUUUUCAGGUUGGUAACACCAACAGGAGAAUCACUGGAAUGGGAUAUUCUUGAAAUUAAGCGCCUCCUUGAUCACCAGGAUAAUAUUCUCUCCUUGGUUAAUGUCAAUGAUUUGAGUUUUGUAACUGGCUCCCAUGUUGGAGAAAUGAUCAUCUGGAAUAUUCUGGACUGGACAGUGCAGGCCCGUGAAUGCAACUUCUGGGACCCAUCUCCACAGCUGGACACCCAACAAGAAAUAAAACUCUGUCAAAAACCUAAUGACAUUUCUAUUCAUCACUUCACAUGGGAUGAAGAGAAUGUAUUUGCUGCCGUUGGAAGGGGUUUAUAUGUGUAUAACCUUCAAAUGAAGCGUGUGAUUGCUUGCCAGAAAACUGCCCAUGACUCCAGUGUCCUGCACAUUGCCAAACUUCCAAACAGGCAGUUAAUCUCAUGCUCGGAAGAUGGCAGUGUACGCAUUUGGGAGUUAAGAGAAAAACAGCAGCUUGCAGCUGAACCUGUACCAACAGGUUUUUUUAACAUGUGGGGAUUUGGAAGAGUAAACAAACAAGCCAGCCAACCUGUUAAAAAGCAACAGGAAAAUGCCACUCCGUGUUCAUUGGAGCUUAUUGGAGAUUUGAUUGGACACUCCUCAUCUGUGGAGAUGUUUCUGUACUUUGAAGAUCAUGGAGUAGUGACUUGUUCUGCUGAUCAUCUCAUUAUUUUGUGGAAAAAUGGAGAAAGAGAAUCUGGAUUGCGCAGUUUAAAAUUAUUUCAAAAGCUGGAGGAGAAUGGUGACUUACAUCUUGCUGUGUAGUUGAAGGAAUUUGGAAUACUUGUGCAUGAACCUUGAACAUCAAAUAUAGGGUAAUACUCAAAUUUGUAUUGUAUUAUUUAUUUUUUAGUAAUCUCCACACCCAGUGUGGGGCCUGAACUCAAAACCCUGGGGUCAAGAGUCAUAUGCUAUAAUGACUGAGCCAGCCAAGUGCCCCUUAUAAUGUAUUACUUUUUCUUGUUACUCCAUAAAAUUCUGGUUGAAUUUUUUUUUUUUGGUGGGCCUGCAAACCAGCAGCAACUUGCUUCUCAGGUAUUUAACUUAAGAAAUGGGUCUAAUUUUAGCAGUGAAUUUUCAAAAGUACUCAGAUCAGAGCACAAAUAUUGGUUGAUACAGAACUAAAUUAUACAUGGCAUCUGUAUAGAAAAUUUUUUAAAUUCUAUACCACAAAUUGUAUGAGCUUAUGUUUAACAAAGAAAAGUGCUCGGACCUCUCCCUCCCUUUAUUUAGCAUACUUUUGUUGCCUCUACAUUACUACCCAAAAUUAAUUUUUUUAAAAGGUACGUGUACUUUUUUUGUUGGUGGUGCCAAAUCAUUUUUUGUUUUAGUUUACUACAAUUCCUCUAAACUCAGAUCAACAGGAAUCUUAUCAGGGUAUAUUCCCCCCCUGCCCCCAGCCAAAUACCUGUUAGCUAGAUUGGUACUAGACCAGCACCUGCCCCUCAUAUAGGCCAGGGAUGACAGCUAGGUCACUAAAGACUUCUGUCGCAGGUCAGAGACGGUGAGCCCAAAGUGCUUGAUUUGUCUUACCAUUGCUUCAGAUAGGAAAUACUUGAGAAUGACUUCAUUUGUGUAGUUACUUGCAGUGACCACUCAGAUUUAAGGUUGCUGGGGUGAGGAAGAUGAUUAAAACAGAAUACUUGCCUCCCUUUGGGUACUAAAGAAUAAAAAUGUAAAAAGAAAAGUGGGUGACCCUUCCCCUUGCUGCUGACUCAUGUGUUCAUCCCAUACAGCCUAAAUGGAAUCUUUAUAAACUGUCAUUUCCCCAACCAUCCACAGAUGAAAAGACCUAAAGUCAUCUGUGCCACACCAGUGCCCUAAUAUUAGGAAUGAGUAAAGGCAAGCGAUACUAUUAUUUUUAAUUCACAAUGAAAAUAGCUUUAUGGAGAAAUAUAUUAAAAUCUCUCUGCCAGCUUUCUAAGUUUUCAUCCUAAAGUUAGAGCAUGAGUAGUAUCCCUAAACCAGGCAGACAUGCAUUCUAGUCUUAGUGCAUCAUAUUGUUUAUCACUUCAGUUAAGUGUCUCCAAGUCAUUUUCAGGCUUUUAAAUUUUCCUCUAUAGAUGGACUUUCUUCCAUUACUAGCUAGCUUUUUCUUUGGAAAUUCUACAUGAGGUCUUGAGUUGUGUAAGACCUCUUCAAUGAAUUAUACAAGGAAUUCAUAGAUUUUUAACUGCUUUAUUUCCUAAUAUGUUUUGGGGUAGCAUUUUCAGGUAGUAAUCUAUUCCUAUAGAGUGAUGGAAACCAUAGGUGAAAGCUCCAACUCAGAAAGAUGGGAGAUUGUAGUAACAGCCCAGACUGGACUGCUGCUAAAAAGUUGAACUUGCAACACUGUGUGCACAUAACACAAUCAAGAGCUUAGAUUUCUGAGGCACUGUAUUAUUCCUUUCUCAGCUUGAGGCUGGUUCUUUGCCCCCAAGACUAACCAGCCCUGAGUUGCUUAGACAGCAAGCCAAUUUUAUAAAGUAAAAUUGGAAAUAAAGAAUGACCUUCAUGGUACUAAGGGUCUUCUACCUGUAUUAGAUUAGAAUUUUUCUAAAUUAAUAUGGCUCCCCUUAACGCAGAAUGUUUUGGUAAACAACUAAGUAUAAAGUAUACCUUCUGAAAGACUAUAUUUCUAAUAAAUUGACUGUAUGGAGGAAUGCAAUAUUGAGUUAGCAAUUCAGAAGAUUACUCCACAAUAGAGGACACUGAUAAAGGACAUAGCUGUGUUAAAGCUUUAGUACCUGGCAGUCUUCGAGGACUUAACAUUUGAGUUCUUAUGAAAUUAAUUUAACAUUAUAAGGAGUAAGCUGUAACAUUCAUGUAGAACAUGUCAGACAUCUGAUAAAUGUUACUUACCAAAUGGAAGUGAAAGCAACAUGGUGAGGAAAAUAUUGUCCUUGCCUCAAGCAAGCUUCUGAAACCUCGGCAAAUUACAGUGGGAUUUUGACAUCCUAAACUUAAUGUGUCUGAAAACAAAGUUUGUGAUUCGUGAAAUAAAGGACACUAAAGCGAAAUUUUGAAAUAAUGAAAAGUUUAGGCCAAAGAGAUGAAAUAAAAACAGCUGUUGGGAAUGAAAAAUGGCUGUAGGAAUUUAGUUACAAGUACUUCACAAAAACAUUUUCAUCACAUUUACAUAAUGCAGCAUCACAACACAAAGCAGGCUGCUGUCCUGACCAAGCACAUUCGCUUAUCAUCUAACAAAAAUAAUUUAGAUACAUUUCUUUGCAUGGAAUUAUCAUAUAGGUUUUCAUUUUUUUGGUACAAAACAUAGAAAAAAACAUUGGCACAUUAUGUAGUGAUGUCAUUUUUUUUCUUCCCAUUUCCUAGUUUCCAGUGUUCUGCAUUCCAAUUCAGUCUCUGUUUAUACCUCUGAAAAAUGCAGCAUGGAGUACAGAGGAUUUGAAAAGAAAAUGAAGCUAUUUUGUUUACGGAGUUUCUAAUAUUUACAAUACAUAGAGAACAGGUGGCUGGUAAAAGAGAAAGGAAAAUCUCAAGUCUGACUUUAUGGAGAUCACAGAAAGUUUUCAAAAGAGCUGUAUAAAAAUAUGCACUUGUGCUUUAGAAGCUUUUAGCAUACAAUUAAUAGCUUAAAAUAGUAUUUACUGCUUCCCCUUACGUCUGUUUUCUGAUAUAUUUACACACCUUGCAGUCUUUUCUGUUUUACAUCAUUAAAGCAAAAUGGCAAGGUCUCAAAUAUAGAUUAAAAACAUCUGAACCCUGAAACUUCCCCAUCCCUCCCCAAAUACAUUAUGUAUAGAUGGUACACUGCGUAACAUACUCCAUGGACUUGUACCCAGGAAAUUCAGAUUGCUUUAAUAAAAAUUUUAAACUGUGAA
This is a messenger RNA of Felis catus (domestic cat), 4778 nucleotides long. RefSeq names its product WD repeat domain 41 (gene WDR41). The transcript has 15 exons. Lineage: Eukaryota; Metazoa; Chordata; Mammalia; Carnivora; Felidae. The record is from RefSeq and is a predicted model, not a curated record. The coding region runs from base 277 to 1722 and encodes 481 amino acids. Gene Ontology annotation, biological process: regulation of autophagy. Gene Ontology annotation, molecular function: protein binding. Gene Ontology annotation, cellular component: lysosomal membrane.